AUUACAUUAUUUAAAGACUAUUCAAGGGAAAACAUUUAACCAGCAGUCAAUGAUCUGAGCUUUAGGUAAACAACAAAGAAAAUGUCUGAUUCUGAUAAAUAUGUACAAGAUAUAUACCAGUGUGAAAGUUAUGUCUGUGAAAUAUUUUUGGCCAAAUCCAAAUGGAUCACUGCCAAUAUAAGUUGUAUGAAAAUGCUAAACUGUAUAUGAUACAGGCUUUUAAAAUCCUGAUCAAAUGUGCUGGGCUGAUAUCACAGAAUACUACCAAUAUUUCAAACACAGAUCAGAAUAAAGCGGUGAAGAGAUCUAUAAUUUUAGAAGUGAAUAGACCUGAUCAUGAUAAUUUUGUACGUGAGACUUCAAAAGUCUAUAGGUUCCUGAUGGAAUGCUCCAAUAAAUUAGAAAUAAUAGAUAAAGAUGCAGAAAAUAAUACAGCUAUUGGAGAUAGAGGUAGAGAUCUUUUUAAAGUUCUCAGACAUAAGAAAUUGAAACAAUCUGAAAUGCCAGUUGAAUUUGAUUUACAUACAAUAACAUCUGAAUAUACAGAAAGACGACAGGAAAUAUUGCAAGAAUUUAAACAACUUUAUGUAGGUCUGAGUACAAAUUUGAAAUUAUUAUAUUCAUGUAUUGAUAACUGGAAGGAAAGUCACAAAAAGGCCUAUAUUAAAGUUGGUCAUCAAUUUAAUAUAAAUAUCCUAAAAGAUGGAUGUACAGAGGCCUGUAAGGUGAUAUUAAAGAUGAUUGGAUUGUUAAAUAAGGAUCAUUAUCAAAAAAUGACAUCCUUGCCAGAUACAUCAGACAAGCCACAGUUAGACAAAGAAUCAGCCCUACAUGAACAAAUUGGAAAACAAUUGGUAAAAGAUUUUAAAGAAUUAUUUGAAAGAUGUUUUGUUGUUGAGGUUGAACCAACAGAUGUCCAGAAAGUAACAGGAUCUAGUGAAAAGGGAAGUAAGAAAGGAAAAGGGAAAGGUAAAGCAGGUGCUAAAGAUGAAGAAGUCAAAUCUAAUAAAUGUGGUCCUGAAUUUAAUGUUUCUGUCUCAGUUUUAUGUGGACGAGGAUUAGAAUGUAUAUCUGCAGUGAUGAAACAAGUCAAAGCUAAACUAUAUUAUGAAGAAAAUCAAAAACUAGGAGGAUGUGUCAGUGGAGAGUUAAAUGUUCCUCAAGUUUCAGUUGGCAAAGAUGGUAUUGCUGAGUUCAAAAAACAGAAAAUUAUUAAUUUUGAGAGACCUGGCAAAAAUAACAAAUCAGAACAAGUCACAUCAGAAAGAUAUCGUAUUGUAUUUGAAACAGAUUUGUCGAUUCAAAAUCCUAAAAUUACCAUAGAAUUAAAGACUAUGUCUUUACCUAUGGCAAUAAUUACUGGUAGUAAUCAAGCUAAUAGUGCACAUGGGGCUUUAUUAUGGUACUGUUAUAAUACCGAUCCUUAUCUUUUACCCAGUUUACCUGUAUCUAUACCCACUGAAAUAUUUACAGACAUGAUACAAGCCUGUUUUAAAUAUCUAGAUGGUCGUCUAUUAAGAGAGGAUGAAAUAAACUUUCUACUUGUUAAAUUAUUCAAACAAGACAAUAAACAAAUGCAGCCUGUAUUUAGAAAUGAAGUGAAAUUUGAAGAGUUUGAAGGCACUCAUAGAUCGAAAGAGGAUAAAACAAUUCCAUUCUGGAGAGUUAUACAUGGAUUUGUAUCAAGAGAGAGGACUGAUCAGUUAUUACGUAAUGAACCUGAUGGUGUAUUUUUGUUACGCUUCUCUGAAAGUAAGGUUGUUGGUGAUGGACAGAAUAAAAACCUGACUGGAGCAAUAGUAGCAGCUUUCUCUCGUGGAGCAGGAUCUAAACCAAUAUUAAGUAGUCCUCUAACAGUGGAAUCAUAUUUUAAGAAAUAUUCAUUGUAUGCUGUAUUAAGUGGGAUACAAAAUGAAGAGAAAGGCAGACAAUUGUUAAAGAAGUUGUAUGGUACCCAAACUACUAUCAAAGAUUUUAAAGCUCUGUAUCACCAUAGUAAACAUGACAAAAAAGAUAUGGCAACACAAAAUAAAAGUUACCCAAAUUGGAAUGAACAGACUUUAUUGAUGUUGAGUAAAAUUGAGUUGAAAGAUGAUGAAGAUGAUGAUGAUGAUGAUGAUGAUAAUGAUGAUAAUGAUGAGGAUGAAGGUGAUGAAGGUGAUGAUGAUAGUGUGAGUGGAGAAAUUAAAAGAAAGAAACCUAAAAUAAGACAUGAUAGUAUGAAUUCUAUUGCUUAUUCACCAGAAAUACUUAACAACCCAAUUCAGCAACCUGAAACCCCUACUAUGGAUGAAAUGAUAUUACCACUAAAUGCUGUUGAUAAUCUACUGGCAUCAAACAAUCAACACAGUGGUCCCAGUACUUCAAUGUUUUGUAAUUCAUUUACUCCUAUACAAUCAAAUGCAGAAAGUGAAUUUGAAAAUACCAUGUUUUUACCAGAUGGUACUGUAACUGAUGGUGGGGCAAUCAGCUCAUCUGGACAUCUUUAUCAAGUUUCAAGUCCGAAUAACCAAACCUCUCUCAGCUCAUUCCCAAGUCCUGCUCACUCUUUUGUAAUAGGUACUGUACAUAGUGGGAUACCAAGUCCACAAUUUAACUAUGGUGCAACAGCUUGGAGCACAGCAAAUACACAACAUUCAAAUGACAGCAUUCCAAUAACUGCUCAAGAGUUAUCUGCCGAUUUUAUGAGCUUAAGUGGGCCUGAGAAUAUGAGUGACUUGUAA
This is a messenger RNA of Lottia gigantea (owl limpet), 2723 nucleotides long. RefSeq lists its product as hypothetical. Gene Ontology annotation, molecular function: DNA-binding transcription factor activity, RNA polymerase II-specific; RNA polymerase II cis-regulatory region sequence-specific DNA binding. Lineage: Eukaryota; Metazoa; Mollusca; Gastropoda; Lottiidae. The transcript is spliced from 22 exons. The record is from RefSeq and is a predicted model, not a curated record. Gene Ontology annotation, biological process: cell surface receptor signaling pathway via JAK-STAT; regulation of transcription by RNA polymerase II; defense response. The coding region runs from base 162 to 2723 and encodes 853 amino acids.